UCGAUGCGGCCAUCGUUUAGGAGGACUUUUAGAACCUACAAAUUCAUUUCCGCCGGAUGCUCUAAAUACGGAAGCGGAACUGUCAUUUCCAACACACGUGAGCUGAUUUUCACAAGAAUUGCCAACAUGUCUCACUACAAUUUCAAAAAGAUAACGGUUGUUCCCCCGUCUAAGGACUUUGUGGAUAUUGUUCUAUCGAGAACACAGCGCAAGACGCCAACGGUUGUUCACAAACAUUAUAAAAUCUCACGAAUCCGCAACUUCUACAUGAGAAAAAUCAAGUUCGCCCAGCAGACGUUUCACGACAAACUCACACAGAUUCUUACGGACUUCCCCAAACUGGAGGAUAUCCACCCAUUCUAUGCGGAUCUGAUGAACGUGCUGUAUGACAAAGACCAUUACAAGUUGGCUCUGGGACAGAUCAACACGGCCAGACAUCUCAUAGACAACGUCGCCAAGGACUACGUUCGUCUGUUGAAGUAUGGCGAUUCCCUGUACCGAUGUAAACAGCUGAAGCGUGCUGCUCUUGGCAGGAUGUGUACGAUAAUGAAGAGACAGAAGCAGAGUUUGGAGUAUUUGGAGCAGGUUCGGCAGCACCUGUCUCGUCUCCCUUCCAUUGAUCCCAACACGAGGACUCUACUCAUCUGUGGCUUCCCCAACGUUGGAAAGUCAAGCUUUAUCAACAAGAUAACGCGAGCGGAUGUUGAUGUCCAGCCGUACGCCUUUACGACGAAGUCUCUCUAUGUGGGACACACUGACUACAAGUAUCUACGGUGGCAGGUGAUUGACACUCCAGGAAUUCUGGAUCACAGUCUAGAAGAUCGGAACACUAUAGAAAUGCAAGCGAUCACCGCCCUCGCUCACAUCCGGGCGGCCAUCUUGUAUAUUAUGGAUUUAUCAGAACAGUGCGGCCACUCCUUGGAAGAACAAAUUUCCCUGUUUGAGAAUAUCAAGCCGCUGUUCACCAACAAACCUCUGAUCGUGUGUGUAAAUAAAGUUGAUAUCGUCAGACUGAAUGAAUUACCUCCCGAGAAAAAGAAAUUGUUUGAAGAUUUUGACCGGGAUGUCACACCAGUGUUGGAAAUGAGCACACUAACCGAUGAAGGUGUGAUGGCCAUCAGAAAUGAGGCGUGUGACCGGUUGUUAGCUCACCGAAUUCAGGGAAAGAUUCACACGAAGAAAGUGGCAGAUGUCACCAACCGACUUCGUGUUGCUUUUCCAGCCAAACGAGAUGAAAAGGAGCGACCUCCGUGUAUUCCUGAAGCUGUAUUGAGGAAGAAACGAUCAAUGGAAGAAAGCGUGAAACCCAAGAAACGACUGGAACGCGACAUUGAACAGGAACUAGGAGAUGAUUACAUUGUGGAUCUCAGAAAACACUGGGACUUGAAGAAUCCGGAAGAAAAGUAUGACAUUAUUCCCGAGAUCUGGCACGGAAAGAAUGUCGCCGAUUUUAUUGAUCCCGAUAUUCUGCAGAAACUCGAUGAGUUGGAGAAGGAGGAAGAACUGAGAGAACAGGCUGGGUUCUAUGACUCGGAUCAGAGUGAAGAAGAUGAAGAGAUGAUGGAAUUGCGGUCAACGGCCAAACUAAUCCGAGAGAAGCGUCAGAUAAUGAUAAUCGAGUCGCGAGAGAGACGUCGGGUGGAGAAAUCUCACGUUCCUCGGACAGCUAAGAAAGUGAGUCGCUCUCGGAUGGAAGGAGAGAUGGGAGAACUUGGUCUGGACAUGAACAACAUGGAUGAGUCUCACUAUGCGACGGCGAAAUCACGCAGUGCCAGUCGAAAACCACUGAAACGCAAGAGAGAAGAGUCGGCAGACGGACGAUCACAUUCUCGCAGCAAAUCGAGAACUCCUCGCGAUCAGUCCGGAAUUAGAGAUGCUACGAUGGGACGAAAGCUGCGGAAGAUUUCAAAGAAAGCCCAGACCCCGAGAAAUCGCCAAGCGAAGAAAGGAGAGGGCGACAGGGUGAUUCUGAAUAUGAAACCCAAACAUCUCUACGUGGGCAAACGAGGAAUUGGAAAAACAGAUUGGCGUUAAUGUGUUUACCGAUUAUCCUCGUGUUGUUGGGAUUAAAAAAGACUGGGGGAAAAUGCU
Molecule: messenger RNA, 2091 nt
Organism: Gigantopelta aegis
Lineage: Eukaryota; Metazoa; Mollusca; Gastropoda; Neomphalida; Peltospiridae
Product: nucleolar GTP-binding protein 1-like
Exons: 17
Coding region: 4-2034 (676 amino acids)
Biological process (GO): ribosomal large subunit biogenesis
Cellular component (GO): nucleolus
Molecular function (GO): GTP binding; GTPase activity; RNA binding
Source: RefSeq, a predicted model, not a curated record